Molecule: messenger RNA, 1146 nt
Organism: Plasmodium fragile
Lineage: Eukaryota; Apicomplexa; Aconoidasida; Haemosporida; Plasmodiidae
Exons: 2
Coding region: 1-1146 (381 amino acids)
Cellular component (GO): cytosol
Molecular function (GO): phosphatase activity; magnesium ion binding
Source: RefSeq, a predicted model, not a curated record
AUGAAUGCAUUAAAAGGGCCGCCCCCCUUCUACCAACAUGAUAACCGCCGCGAGAGCGUACCUGGCCCUGGUAACUUUAGCCUGCUGUGUGCUCCUGGGCCAGCACCAAGCCCUAAUCGAGAAUUCGCUUUUUUUUUUUUGCACCCGAAAAACGGCUCCAACAAAAAUGUGUACAUACAGAGAAAGUACCAGGAGCUGUUGAAGUACAAGGAGUCUGAUGAGUGCCUGAACGAUUUGCUACAAAGAAAUUUAAUAAAGUUAAUCGCCAUUGAUAUAGACGGAACUCUCGCAGAUGACAACAGUAAAAUAAGUGAUGAAAAUUUGAACGCGAUAAAAUUGGCCAAGCGAUUAGGUAUAAAGGUUAUUCUUGCCACAGGCAGAUUACAUAAUUUCUCCAUGAGAAUGUUUACACAAAAGCAAAAGGACACUUACGAAUUGGAAAAAAUGGACGGAGUGUAUUCUCAUGGGGCUUAUUUGAAUAUAAAAGGAGUAGAUUAUGUGUAUCGCAAAUUUAAUAUGAUUGACAUUGAAUUCAUUUUAUUCGCUUUGUCAUCACGCAAUGCCUUGAAGAAUGCCACGUUUAUAACCCCCAAUGUUGUGUACAUCUUCAAUGACGACCCAGAGUUUAAGAAGCACUACCCGGUGUGUGAAAUAGGAGAUGAUGUACUUAUAAAUGUAAAGAAAGACAAGUCGUUGGACAAAAGACACAAUGCAGUUUUGCUGACUCACGUCAAGGACAUACUAAUGAUUGGUGAUAUCGUUUCUGUGGAGAUAUAUGAAAAAAUUCAUCCUGAACAAGAACCACUUAAGGAACUGCACACAGAAUUAUAUUCCGAGUUAGAAAACAGAUUUAAAAUUUACGUACCUCCACAUAAAGGAAAAAUAGUCCUGUCCCCCAUCAACACCUCAAAAAUACAAACCAUUCAAUUGUAUGCACAGUUUUAUGACAUUCCUUUGAACCACAUAUUGUCAAUUGGAAAUGAUAAUAAUGAUUUGGAGAUGCUGGCUUCUACUGGUUACUCCGUCGUGGUGAAGGGCUCCACGAAACCUGCGUUGAAGGUCGCCAGAUGUGUCAGCACCAAGACCAACAACGAGAACGCCGUGGCCAAUAUUAUAUUCAAGGUUAUCACGGGCAGACACAUGUGA